Mycena citricolor is the source of this 1948-nucleotide messenger RNA. The record is from the annotation of a GenBank genome assembly. Lineage: Eukaryota; Fungi; Basidiomycota; Agaricomycetes; Agaricales; Mycenaceae.
GAAACAUUACCGAUGACGUCGGUAUGUGCAAUGAGGUCCCAUGAUAUCGCAAUGCAUCGUAAUUGUGCCAUCUCGAGCAUAAGUAAGCACCGCGCACGCUGCUGUGUCACGCUUCUCGAUCGGCCGACUCGAUCGCACACAACUCUCGCCAUCGGUGUUACCACGUUCAACGAUGUACAAAUGCCAGCCAAAUGUCGGGAUGAGUCCAUUCACCUACUACACGGCUUUCUUUGAUUGAUCGGCGGUCUUCGUUGUUCAUCGUUCGGGCUGAGAGAGCGCGAUCUAUUCGUGACGACUUCCCUUCACGAGUCCCUGCGCCCCGUACUAGUCAGAUAGUCUAUCUACGGACUACCUUCCCCACAAACGUGCUAUGUUUGAGUGCCCCGCCGCUGUACUAGCGAGGAACUCGCUUCCCUGCACGCCACUAGUUCUUCGGCUGCUAUCGUCGUUCGUGUGUUUUAUCAGCGCCAAUGACACUGGCGUGGUCUGGAAACCCUAUAAACGCAGGUUGCACGUCGGUUCUGGUCAAUUUUGCCCUCCCCCAUUACAUUGAUGUUCACCAGGCUACUCACGGUGACCCUCGGUGCGCUGUCAUUCAUCACUGAUGGCGCCGUUCCUUCGUGGGACAACCAUCUGCAACAUCCUCAAGCGAUUCCGGGACUGCAUGCCACCCAGGCGGGAUCGAGCGUUUCCCCGACGCCUGGGACGUACCGCAUCGUCACCCCGGACUACGGCUACGCCGAAAUCCGCACCUAUCGUAUCGGGGAGGCGCUCUAUGUCAGCCGCACCCUCGAAUACUCAGGGCCCUUCGGAUCGUUCGAGCUGAUGCCGAUGGACGACACGGGCAAUGUUUUUGGGCUCAGAAAUGUCGGGCAAGGCGCUUCCAUCGUCAUAGACGGUGAUAACAAAUUUGUCACGACGACGGACGACUACAAGCCGCAAGGAUUUACGAUGGAGCGCACUGAGACGGAGGGUUUCUUCAUUAUCCGCACUACUGACGGGACCGACCGCGUGUGGACACUCAACCCCGACGAAGGCCCCGUCAUGCAACGUAUCAUGCUCGCACCGGCUUGCGGAUCCGGAAGGAAUUCCGCCCAGCGUUUCAAGUUCGUCUCGCUAAACGCGGAAGAGGCCCCCCGCGUCGUCGGGCAUUCCGCCAAGUUCGCACAUGUGAACGAGUCUUCUUCUCCGAUCUCUCCUGGCCGGUACAUCAUCCAUGAGACAUUGUUACGUGGCGUCCUGCGCACGCUCGCUGUCGGUCAAGAAUUGUACACUAGCAACUCCACAAUCGCACCCGGGGACUACGGUGUCUGGUCAGUGGCAGGGGACGACAAGUCGGGAUACAAUAUCACUAACGUCGGACUCAACUUGCCCUUGAGCGUCACCCAGUCCAAAACUCUAUCUGCAAACUACGGCGUGGAAGCUGCCAAGUUUACAUUUGUCAAACGUGGAUAUAGCGGCCGCGUGGGUGUGGAAUUGAUGAACGGAGACGGUGUUUGGCAGUUGGACACUAGUCGAGGUCCGAUUUACACCCCGGUCCUCAUUACAAACAAGAUGCCCGGGUUCAUUCGACAGGAGUUUGAGUUCGUAGCUGUCGCACAGUGAUAUCUGGCCAUGCAAUCCUAUAAGGACGUUGCCAAUAUGAGUAUAACUACAUGGGCCCACUCCAAGUGCCGCUGAGUGCUAAUAGUGAAAAUGAGCUCUGUGCAGAGAAAGAGUUGGUCCUGUAGGACUGCGACGAGUUGCUUAGUUGCUUAGACGAGAGUGACGUCACGUAGUUGGGAAACUCAACGCGAUCACCUGACAUCGACAGCAGGAUCCGAGGAACAUGGACGGAGACAUCAGGAGAAAUAGAGUGUAUUGGCAUAUGUAUGUGGGAUGUAAAUUGACUAGGAGAGUAGAAGUGGUUCUCUAGGGGCGGCCGCGCUCGGCAGCUGGGAGGGGGUGA